Messenger RNA from Sinocyclocheilus grahami, 4472 nucleotides. Its product is annotated as angiomotin-like 2a. Gene Ontology annotation, cellular component: cytoplasmic vesicle; plasma membrane; bicellular tight junction. The transcript has 11 exons. The record is from RefSeq and is a predicted model, not a curated record. Lineage: Eukaryota; Metazoa; Chordata; Actinopteri; Cypriniformes; Cyprinidae. The coding region runs from base 601 to 2745 and encodes 714 amino acids. Gene Ontology annotation, biological process: establishment of cell polarity involved in ameboidal cell migration; actin cytoskeleton organization; angiogenesis.
AAGUAGGCUUAAUGAGCGCACUGGAACUUCAAAAGAAAGUGUAGUAAAACAGAACAACAAAGGUUACAGAUCUCUGCGACUUUUACUGCAUUCAUCUCACCGUUACAAACAAAAACGCCUUCAAGAAGCAGGACAAAUGCGCACGGGGCUGAGAGUGAAUGCAGUUCCGCUUGUCUCCCCCUUCAGCAGCGCGCUCCGCUUGGAGGCGAGCGGUUCUCCCUGCGCUCCCCGAGAGGAGGCGGGGCGAGCGGCAAGCGGAAUUGCUUUUGAUCCCCGAGGGACUCGCAGCCUUCACAUUCCGCGCAUUCCAGAGGCUGUGAACAAUCGGAGCUCGGUCAUUUAUUAGCAGAGCUCCUCCCCUCCUGAGCUCAGUCUGCUGGAGGAGCUCUCCAGACGCGCACGCAGCUCAGACAUACGCAUGGAAAUAAAAGCCGUACUCCACGAAUUUCCUUAAGGAUUAUAUCGUUAAACAGAUAUACGAGUACAGAAAGACGUCCGUAACUUUAAUUCGUUGUGCGAUUGUGACUUGGUUCGCUGUCUAGUCCAAAAAUCUCUCCUAACACACUAUCAUUGAUUGCUGUCUGCAAAACAAAGACUGAAAUGAGAACGGCAGAGGAUUCGUCAGGCACGGUGCUGCACCGACUGAUUCAAGAGCAGCUCCGUUAUGGGAACCCUACUGAUCCUACUCUGUUGGCCAUCCAGCAGCAGGCUCUGCGUGGAGGCAGCAGCGGUGGUGGUGGUGCAGGAAGCCCUCGUUCGUCCCUGGAAAGCCUAACGCAAGAGGAAUCACUUUCUCCCCAGUUGUCCACCCGGCAGGAGCCCCAGGGCCAAGAGCACCAGGGGGACUACCAGCAUUCAGAGAGUCCCGUCUGCCACCUGUAUCAGCUCCACACAGAGGAGCUGCCUACUUAUGAGGAAGCAAAGGCUCAUUCACAGUACCUGGCCUACCAGAGAGGUCAGGUAGGGCUUCUGCACGGCAGCCUGGAGACCCCUGGAGUGGUUGGAGGAGCCGAGCAGGAAGAGAGAAUGUGGGAUGUGAAGCGUGAGCAUGCACGCUCGCUCAGUGAACACCUCAUGCAGCUCUCGCUGGAGAGGAAUUGUGCCCAUGACAAUAUUCCCAUGAGCUCAUCGCAUAGCUACCCCCAGCUCUCCAAUAACCACUCUGGUCCUGUUGUGAACGAGAGGUCGAUUCAUGAGCCAGACCAACGCGGUCCACCCCCGGAGUACCCCUUCAUGGUCAGAUCCCCUGGAUAUAUGCUUGUUCACUCACAGGAACAUGGGCAUUAUUACAAAGAGCCUCCCCCUGCUUUACACUCACAGCAUCACAGGUUAUUUCCAACCCAGUCGCAAGCGCCUUGCCAUAGCGGCCUGCCCUCGUUGACCCCUGCUGGCCAGGAUGUCAUUGUUGGAGGAUACAGCAUCCCGGUGAACAACUGCCAAAUAGAGCAGCUCAUUAAAGAGAACGAGAGACUGAGAGGAGAAGUAGAGAGCUACAGUGAGAAGGCAGCAAGGCUUCAGAAGCUCGAACAGGAGAUUCAGAGGAUAUCGGAGGCUUAUGAGACUCUUAUGAAAGGAUCUGCAAAGAGAGAAAGCCUUGAGAAAACCAUGAGGAACAAGCUUGAGAGUGAGAUCAAGCGACUUCAUGACUUCAACAGAGAUCUCAGGGACCGCCUGGAAACCACCAACAAACAGAGAGCAGCCAUGGAAGCUGAAGACAAGAGUCGGCAUGUCUUCGCUAAACUGGUUGAGCAAAAUGAAGAUCACCUUCGCGAGCGGGAACUUCUGGAAAAAGAGUUGCAGCAUCUGCGGGUCUCAGGAGAAGAAUGGAAGAGGCGGCGAGAGGCCUCGGAGCAAGCGCUGAUGUCCGCUCAGACACGAAAUAGGCAGCUGGAAGAAGAGUUACGCAGGAAAAGAGCGUAUGUGGAGAAGGUGGAGAGAAUGCAGAGUGCCCUUGCACAGUUGCAGGCGGCAUGUGAGAAGAGGGAGGCACUGGAGCUACGACUGCGGACCAGACUGGAGCAGGAGCUCAAGAGCCUGAGAGCACGGCAGUGGCAGACUCAAGCCCAGCAAACGAGUCCUGGGUCCUACUCGGACCUUAACAUGUCAUCUCUGCAUCAGCAGCUGAGGGAGAGAGAGGAGCAGGUUCUGGCGCUGGAGGCUGACAUAACCCGCUGGGAGCAAAAGUAUCUUGAGGAGAGCACGAUGCGUCAAUUUGCCAUGGAUGCCGCUGCUACUGCUGCAGCUCAGAGGGAUACAACAAUCAUCAACCAUUCACCUCGCCAUUCACCCAAUAGCAGCUUCAAUGAGGACCUGCCAUCCCCCAACCACAGGCAUCAGGAGAUGGAAAACCGGAUUCGGGCGCUUUAUGCUCAGCUUUUGGAGAAGGAUGCCAUUAUAAAGGUCAUGCAGCAGCGGUCACGGCGAGAGCAAGUCCGAUCUGAGUCGCAAGGCCUACGACCUGCUCGAUCUGUUCCCUCCAUCAACACGGUUGCCACAGCUAGCACCACCCAAACCAAAGGGAAGAGCCUCUCGGAUGACCAGACAACAGCUGCGUCAUUGCCCCCGUUGCCCCAUCCUCUCACCAAAACCCAGUGUCGAGACCGCAGUACCCAGUGUGAAGAGCCUUCAGACGAGUCCAAUCCUAAAACAGAACCUUCCAUUGCUCCCAGUUCUGAUUCCACUCCUCUCAACACAACUCCGAUUAGCAGCGCUGUUGAAAAAGAUAUGGUGGAGAUUCUCAUCUGAGAUGAACAAUGUUCAGCUUGAUGCUGCCUGCUGUCUUAUGCACAAAAUAUUCUCUCCUUGGGGCUCCAUCUGAGGACCAACCAUAUCAAGAGAAGCUGUGCUUGCUUUGAGAAGGAGCUCACCAUUGAAGCCGGUCAGUUUUGUAUCAGACAGAGAGAAGAACGGAUAGUGGGAGUAACCUAAAGCUGAUCCUCGGUGAAGGAGAGCUGAGCUCUCUUGACAGUUCCUCCAUAUGUUAAAUGACAGUGUUUCAUCUCAGCUGGUGACUCUCAACCUGGACUGUGAGAUCUAUGGUCUGAAUGUGAAGUACAUGGACAGUCCUCUGCAGAGCUCCAAAAAGCUUUUUAAGUGCUUAUAAAACACAUAGUAUAUGUUGAUGUUCUUUGUAUUUAUGAGUAUUGCUGCUGACUGUGAGACAAUGGAGAAAUAGGAAGAAAUAUCCCACUGUUGUGAAACUUUUGUUUUUGCAUUCGCUUUCCUUUAAGGAACAACCAAGGGCAGUGUUUUUUUUUUUAACCAACUAAGUAUACCAACCCAUGUAAGACUAUAUCCCACAUUCCAUAGAUAAAUGCACAGACAAAUAUAUCUCUAACUUUACAUGCUCCAUGUAUAGUAGAUGUACCAUCGCAACUGCUUCAUUCUUAAAUAUCAAGAAAAAAAUUGUUUGGAUUGUAGGAGGCUAAAUACAGUUUGAACCUGGAGGCCUGGAAUUAGACAAUUUACCAGAAUAGUUGGGUAAAUUAUCAUUACAGUUGGCGUUCUUACUAUAACUGACUGACAGCGGGUGCUUCUGGCUCCCUGAUUUAAGUAGAGGAAUGGGAAGCCUCUUUUCAUGGACAGUGGAUGGGUACAUGUUCUUUUAGUGACACUUAGGGUAAAUGUUACCCUUAGGCGGGACGGGGCUGAUGUUUUAGAUGCCAUAUUAUUAUUAUUAUUAUUAUUAUUUUGCGCCCAUAACUGCAACCAUCAUGCUUGCCAUUCCCUCGCAGACAAGCCAGAGCUAAUCUUCCCACAUUCCUCCAUGGCGGAAUGCCCCUGCUCAGAGGAAAAAGGCUAUCUGCAGUCUGACCUUUGGCCUUAGAACGGCUAGCAUUUAGACUACCAUCCCUUUUUGGAUCGGUUUAUUUCCAUAGUGCUGCAGUAGCUGGUUCUACUGUAAGCGUAUUUGAUUAUGUGACUCAAAGGUUCUCCAAUGUAGCAACUGUGACUAGCCUUGAUUUCUGAGACGGAGACUUUUCUGCUUGUUCUCAAUCAAGACUACACUUGCGUUAUGGUGGGAUAAUGGUAUAAACCGUUACCGUGAAAACAAAUCUUAUCUAUGUGGGUAAUAAGUAUCAUACCAUGUUAAUUUAACCUUUCUCACUAUCAUUAAAUGCUACUUUUAUUUUCCUAUUGGCUCUGAUACAAAGCGCUUGCUGGUCAGUGCUUCGUAGUGAAGUCAUGCUUGUUUUGUUCAUUACUUUGACUGUUUACAGAAAGGGCUUUUGAAACGAGAGAAUUUAAUAUAUUUUGUAUAUUAUUUUACUUUUUGGUAUUUAGUAAUGUGAACAUGCCAAAGAUUUGCAUUACAAUUAAAUUAUAUAAUAAAAGUAUGCACAUUAGCGACGUGAAAUUCGCUAACUCGUUGACCCAUAUUUGGACAUUGCUGUGAACUUCAAGAAAGGGGAAUUGUUUUGUAUGUCAUUAACAUUUCAGUCAUUUGAAUAAAACUUUAAUAUAUAUCUUUA